AUGGGUGCUCAGUUCAUUUUCGAUCGCCUGGUCCUCGCGCACAAACCCCCAAAGUUUUCCUUGGUAUAUCAAUCUCAACGGCCGCAAACUGGCUCAGAGACUAAAUGUUUACAUACAACAGAUAUUCAGCUUAACAGGAGUUCCUGGUUAGCUACAGUGACUUACAAGUAUUAUGAGUGCGAAGAGAAGGAAGUAACAAGGAUAACCGGGCAUGUUGUCGCCUCCACACUUCAUGACGGAAAGGAUUCCAUCUCGGAUGACACUAUUAGAUUUUAUUCCGCAAAGGACCCAAGCACUGAACUAUCCUCAACGCGCUCCCAAGUUAUAUACAACGAUCGUUACUGUAUCCUUAUGUACUCAAAGAUGUUGGGUUUUCAAGUCUGGGUUCCAACAAGUUAUCUGGAAGAUCACAAUGAAGUUCCAUACAUCUGCACACUGUUAUACGAAAUUUGCUGGGGAAAAACAAAAUACUUUGUGUACGAUUUUCAAAAAUGCCCAAAGUAUCUAAUCGAAAGUGAGCAAUGA
This is a messenger RNA of Ixodes scapularis (black-legged tick), 525 nucleotides long. RefSeq lists its product as uncharacterized. Lineage: Eukaryota; Metazoa; Arthropoda; Arachnida; Ixodida; Ixodidae. The record is from RefSeq and is a predicted model, not a curated record. The coding region runs from base 1 to 525 and encodes 174 amino acids. The transcript is spliced from 5 exons. Gene Ontology annotation, molecular function: amine binding. Gene Ontology annotation, biological process: symbiont-mediated perturbation of host defenses.